Ustilaginoidea virens is the source of this 1377-nucleotide messenger RNA. RefSeq lists its product as uncharacterized. Gene Ontology annotation, biological process: isocitrate metabolic process. NCBI's taxonomy places the organism in Eukaryota, Fungi, Ascomycota, Sordariomycetes, Hypocreales, Clavicipitaceae. Gene Ontology annotation, cellular component: mitochondrion. The transcript has 3 exons. Gene Ontology annotation, molecular function: magnesium ion binding; NAD binding; isocitrate dehydrogenase (NADP+) activity. The record is from RefSeq and is a predicted model, not a curated record. The coding region runs from base 1 to 1377 and encodes 458 amino acids.
AUGUCCUCCGCCGCUAGAAUCUUCUCCCAUCUACCUCUCCGCCGCGUGCCCGUCGCCUCUGCCUGCGGCUCUUCAUCCCUCCGACUUGGUCCAUCCUCUGGCGCGCUUCGAAGCUUCUCCGUCUCAGCUUACAACAUGGCCUCUGCGCACAAGAUCAAGGUCAAGAACCCCGUGGUGGAGCUUGAUGGCGACGAGAUGACCCGAAUCAUCUGGCAGACCAUCAAGGACAAGUUCAUCCACCCCUACCUCGACAUUGACCUCAAGUACUACGACCUCGGGCUCGAGUACCGCGACAAGACCAACGACCAGGUCACCAUUGACGCUGCCGAGGCCAUCAAAAAGUACUCGGUCGGCGUCAAGUGCGCCACCAUCACCCCCGACGAGGCUCGUGUCGAGGAAUUCAAGCUCAAGCAGAUGUGGCUGUCCCCCAACGGCACGAUCCGGAAUGUUCUCGGGGGCACCGUCUUCCGCGAGCCCAUUGUUAUCCCCCGCAUCCCGCGCCUGGUCCCCGGCUGGGAGAAGCCCAUCAUCAUCGGUCGCCACGCCUUUGGCGACCAGUACCGCGCCAAGGACCUCGUUGCUCCCGGGCCUGGCAAGCUGUCCAUGGUGUACACGCCCGAAGGCGGCGAGGCCCAGGAGAUUGAGGUGUUCCACUUCAAGAACGGCGGCGGCGUUGCCCAGACGCAGUACAACACGGACGAGUCCAUCACCGGCUUCGCCCACGCCUCCUUCAAGCUGGCUCUGAGCAAGGGCCUGCCCCUCUACAUGAGCACCAAGAACACCAUUCUCAAAAAGUACGACGGGCGCUUCAAGGACAUCUUCCAGGCGCUCUACGACUCGCAGUACAAGAAGGACUUUGAGGCCAACAAGAUCUGGUACGAGCACCGUCUCAUCGACGACAUGGUAGCUCAGAUGGUUAAGAGCAAGGGCGGCUACAUUAUGGCUCUAAAGAACUACGACGGAGACGUCCAGUCCGACAUUGUCGCCCAGGGCUUCGGCUCUCUCGGCCUCAUGACCUCUGUCCUCAUCACCCCCGACGGCAAGACGUUCGAGUCGGAAGCCGCCCACGGCACCGUCACCCGCCACUACCGCGAGCACCAAAAGGGCCGAGAGACGUCCACCAACCCCAUCGCCUCCAUCUUCGCCUGGACCCGCGGCCUCAUCCAGCGCGGCAAGCUCGACGACACCCCCGAGCUGGUCGCCUUUGCCGAGACCCUCGAGCAGGCCUGCAUCGACACCGUCGACAAGGACGGCAUCAUGACCAAGGACCUGGCCCUGGCGUGCGGCAAGGCCGACCGCGCCGCCUACGUCACCACCAACGAGUACCUCGACGCCGUGGAGCGCCGCAUGAAGAACACGCUCAAGGAGAAGCUGUAA